CCAGGAGCCUUCGACCAAGCCAUGGAGGACCUCAAGAACCAACUGGCAGCAAACAAGGGAGAGGAGGCUCAGAGCUUCUGGCUACUCACUGAGAUUGAUCACUGGAACAUCGAAAAGGAGCGGAUCGUGGUGCUCACUGAUGCUGCCCUCCUGGUGUGCAAAUACGACUUCAUCAUGCUCAAAUGCCUGGACCUCCAGAGGAUCUCCCUGGGCUACAUCGAGAAGAUCUCCACGGGCCCCUUCGCAUUUCCAGAGAAGUCCUUGGACAGGAGGAAUGGAGAAGGCCUGAGGAUCUUCUGGGACAAACACCAAGAACCAGACUUCCUCUCCCGCUGGAACCCAUGGUCCACCCAUAUGCCCUACGCCACCUUCACGGAGCACCCGGUCAAAAAUGGCUGCCCGAGGCUUAGCCCCAUCUGUCAGGUUUCUGCUUUCAAGGCUCAGCUGGUCCAAGCUGUGGAGAAUGCCCACGAAACGGCCCCUGCGCCAGGCCGGAUUCCCGGGGUGGUUUUGGUGAGCGAGCCCAUCCGCAUUCAGACCUACACUGGAAUGAUGGCCUUUUUGGGAAACCAAAAUAAACUGGGAUAUUGCCUCGCUCGGGGCAGCAUCGGAUUCUGAUCUGGACAUUUUCCCUCCAG
Messenger RNA from Thamnophis elegans (Western terrestrial garter snake), 638 nucleotides. Its product is annotated as tumor protein p63-regulated gene 1 protein-like. The transcript has 4 exons. The annotation marks the transcript as partial. Lineage: Eukaryota; Metazoa; Chordata; Lepidosauria; Squamata; Natricidae. The record is from RefSeq and is a predicted model, not a curated record. Gene Ontology annotation, cellular component: cytoplasm.